Molecule: messenger RNA, 2295 nt
Organism: Aspergillus tubingensis
Lineage: Eukaryota; Fungi; Ascomycota; Eurotiomycetes; Eurotiales; Aspergillaceae
Product: Zn(II)2Cys6 transcription factor
Exons: 6
Coding region: 1-2295 (764 amino acids)
Biological process (GO): DNA-templated transcription; positive regulation of transcription by RNA polymerase II
Molecular function (GO): DNA-binding transcription factor activity, RNA polymerase II-specific; sequence-specific DNA binding; zinc ion binding
Source: RefSeq, a predicted model, not a curated record
AUGAGUCCCCGAGACAUAGAGCGCCCGGGGUCUCCUGCUCCGAAGAAAGUCCGGAUUGCCUGUCGUCGGUGUCGAGCUAAACGCGUCAAGUGUGAUGGCGGCAUCCCCGCAUGUAGCAAUUGCGCGCGAGCGAGGGUCCCUUGUAUCGAUGUUGAUGGUCGGAACCGUGAUAUUUCGAUUCCUCGCGAUUUCAUCGCGCAAUGUCGUGCCAGACUCACAUGGCUCGAACAACAGAUCAAAAUUCUGGACCCGGACUUCGACCUGACCAAGGGGCCAUCCGUGAAUUUGGGUGAGAAUGAAUUGACAUUGCAGUCUAGCUCGGAGGUUUCCGAUUGUGGCAAUGCUGUCACUACUAUGCUGGAGACUGAGACACAGAGUCGCGACAAGCCAGCCACAAGAAAACGACCAUACAACUUAGUCGAGGACCCAGAAUCUGACCAGACCCCACGUGCAGAAGCAUCUUCUGUGGCAAAUGCAUUUGGGAUGCUGUCCUUACAUUCAGAUUCCCGACAACAGCACUACAUGGGUUCUUCCUCAGGACUGCUGUUCACGAAGCUCCUUGGAGUGGAUAGAGAUAUACAGGAACUCCCUCCCCCCGAGGAAGCUGAAAUCUUACUUGCCGUCUACUUCCAACAUAUACAUAUUGACUACCCCGUUCUCCAUGCGCCUUCGCUAGUCAAUGCGUAUUUGGCAUUGUAUGGGAGCACACAGAUGGAACCCACGGGCCAAUACGAUAGCAACGGGUGGAUGGAAGGCCUGGAACCCUUCGAGUACAAUGGCAUGGCUGAUCAUGAAAGCGGCAAACCGUGUACGCCGAUAUCAGUAUUUACAGCCGUGUUUCAUGUCUUCAUGGUCUUCUCUCUGGCAGCGACCGUACUAACGCGCAAGAAGAGCUUUGAUUACUCUCCGACAAAAUUCUACAGAAUGGCCUUAGCAGAAACAUCCAGUUGCUUCUCCUCUGUGUCAGUGACAUCUCUGCAGGGUAUAUUACUCUUGGCGAUUCAUAGCAUGAUCUGCCCGGCUGGCCUCAAUAUUUGGACACUGGCACAUAUAGCAAUGUCGCAUUGCAUUGACUUGGGCCUUCAUCGAGAACCUAGCCCGUCUACAGGCAUUUCCAGAACGUCUCUGGCUGUCAAGAGACUGAUAUUUUAUACAACAUACUCCCUUGAUCGAACAAUAGCCACCAUCCAAGGCCGUCCUUUAGGUAUUAGGGAUGAAACCUUUGAUAUGCAACGCCCCGAAGUAGAAGAUGUCACUGAAGAAUUGUCUAUGAUUGGAAAUUGCAAACUCCAUGUUUCAGCGCCAUCGUCCGCCCAUAUGACAAUGUCCAUUCGUCGUUUCAGACUGGAUCAGUACAUAACUGAGAUAAAGCUCCUUUUCUAUCAUUUACCCAAACAGCUUCGCCCGCUCGUGUGGCCGAAUGACCUUGAAAAUCAUCAGGCACAGAUCAAGCUUGACCUUGACGCAUGGUUAACCGAGACAUCUCUCAUACAACCGCCGACUGACCGAGAAGAGGACAGAAAAAGCGUUGAGCAUGAGAAACUCAGGUUGGAGAUUUUGUACCACUCAGCAGUGACGCUCCUUUUUCAACCUUCCCAAGCAUUCCGUUCGCCAUCGCCAAGUGCUUUAAAACAGUGCUAUCAAAGUUGCAGUCGAAAAUUACGCAUAUACGAUCAUCUAAGUUCAGAGGAACAGCUAUUAUACAACUGGCGAAACAUUCACGGUAUAUUUUCCUCGGGCGCGACACUGAUCUACUGCAUCUGGGCAUCACCCUCUCUCCAGGCCACCACCCCGUUCGCGGAGGUAUUGAAGGAUCUGCGCACCUGUUCCAACCUCCUCAGUAUCGGUGGUCAGUGGUGGCCUUCUGUACGUAAUGGCAAGGGAAGCUUCGACAAGAUGGUCGACCUUACUAUACGGCAGUUAAGCCGUACUCAGACCUCUACAUCAAAAAUGCGGGGUUCACUACACACACAACAUGCUGAGAUUGGCUGUCAACCUGAUCUAGACCAUUCCAAUUUGGUUCCAGGAUUUCCUAAUAAUUCGAGCAUUCAACUAACGGAAGACUCAUCCCACCACCCUGAAGGGCUAGGUGGUCUCCCCAAUGCGGGGUUUCAUGACUCUACAGGAGACCAUAUGGAUCUUGGCUUGGGAGAAUCUGGGUUGUUAUUUCCCAACCCGAAUGGCAUGGAUGUUACUGACACAUAUUCCAUUGACUCUGCGAUGGAGAGCUUCCUCGCCGAAUUUAUCCGUGGAGACUGGGGCUGGGACCCAUUCUCAGGCACAGCGGCCUUGUGA